AUGGCCCUGGCUUGCGUUCUCCCGUACCAGUAUCACCGUUUAUAUCGAGAGGCUUUUGCAGGUAUUUUCCGCAUCUUAAGCCGAUGGGAGUCAAUAUGCGACGAAUCGAUGAUCGAUCUAUUUCUUCUUGUGGAGCAUUUACCAUCUCCGAAGUUGUCCAUCCGAGUAUGGGAUGGGGAUUAUGAGGACGCCACUGUUGAAGACCUCUGGCAGAUGGACAUGGUAGCCUACCUUGUGCAUCUCACGACACAAGACGCUUCAGCAUAUCCUAUACUACACAAUGUCAGGUCACUAGGUCUUGAAACUGCCAUGACCAACAUGCGACCUUCGGCGUUCUUUGAGCUUUUGAGCCGGUUGCCCAAUGCUCGCCGUGUUUCAGCUGGAGAAAGUUUCUUCAUAGAACCAUUUGCACUCCGCGCCCUCCGCGAGGAAAGACAAAUACUGGUCCGUUGUCUUUCUCUAGUCCCGCCUUCGGUCGAGGAGUUCGAGUAUGAGAUUUCACCGGAACGAGAAAUGUCGUGGGCGCCGGUUGAGAAUGCGGCCAAUUAUCUGUCGGUCAGGGGGCUGGACGAGCUCUCCAUUGCCUUUCGAACACUCUCCAUGCGACUGAGAGUCCUUCAUCUGACUAGUGUACGGGUAAACAGUGAACUGUUUUGGGCAUCACCUCAGGAAGACAGGGUCAUCGUUGAUACACUUCACUGGCCGCUGCUAGAGGUCAUUACAAUAACAGACACACCUCCAUAUACAGCAGACGGAAACUGGAUUCUGGAAGUUGAUCCCAACAAAGGGCCACUGAUGGAAAUGGAGGAUUUUGACAAUGGAUGGGAUUACGAUGAAUUGGGAUUUGACGCACGGGGACUGAUUAGAAGUGACGAAGUCGACAAGCUCUACUCGGCAAUGGGCAAGGCUGCGCAGAGAAUGCCACGGCUGAGAUACCUUGAGUUCGGGUUCCGCAGUGGAACUACAGACUCUGAAGGCUUGAUAUUCGGUCGAAAUAUGGAGACAGAAGAGGCUUAUUUAGUGAUUAACACAGACUGGGAAUAUGAUCUUGGAGAAGAGGUCAUGACGGCCUGGGGCUCAGAGGGUGAAAAGGCCAAGAAAUUCCAGACACGUUGGAUAAUCCAAUUCGAUCGCUGGCCUUCGGGAGAUACUGGCAUCGGGGAGGAGAAAAUGUCGGCACGUCCUAUCUGA
Messenger RNA from Aspergillus pseudoviridinutans, 1191 nucleotides. RefSeq lists its product as uncharacterized. The record is from RefSeq and is a predicted model, not a curated record. Bases 1 to 1191 code for a protein of 396 amino acids. The transcript is spliced from 3 exons. Lineage: Eukaryota; Fungi; Ascomycota; Eurotiomycetes; Eurotiales; Aspergillaceae.